AUGGAUCUUGAAUUACUACAAGACCUGCCCAUGCUGAAUUUCCCAUCACCCAUCAAGAUCCGAUCCAUCCACACCAACAGAGAUGAUCAUGGCGGCGGCGGCUGCACCACUCCCACUUCCUCCGACCACAAAAUUCCUCCCUCCACCGCCACCACUCCUCCUCCUCCGCCUCAGAAACGCCGUCCAUCUCCGACGCCGUCGUCUCUCGCCAUCAGAUCUUGCAAGAGGAAGCUUAUGACGUCGUCCAAGGUUGAGAUCAUCGUCAGCAAAGAUGAGAUCGAUCACUACUUCUCCUCCGUUUACAAUCAGGCGUUGACGCCAUCGACCACCACCACCACGACCACGGCGGCUCUGACGGUUUCCAGGCGGCGGAGAAGUUUCCGUUCUUGUUCCCGAGGGUGA
Messenger RNA from Microthlaspi erraticum, 402 nucleotides. NCBI's taxonomy places the organism in Eukaryota, Viridiplantae, Streptophyta, Magnoliopsida, Brassicales, Brassicaceae. The record is from the annotation of a GenBank genome assembly.